UAGCAUUGAGUUGCAUACCCCUGGUCACGAUGACCAAGAUGUCUCUAUGUUGUACAUUAAAAUGUACCGGACGUGGUGAUUUGUGUGGAUGUUAAUCGUGCAGUUUAUUUGCUAAGGAGAACGGUGAAAAAUUAUUAAACCAAGGAAACAGAAUGUAAAUUUUAAACAUAGUCGGGUUUUGCUUGUGAUAUUAGUUUGUGGUUAACGUAUACGUAAUUUUCAAAUAUGUGGGCGGAUACGCUUGUAAUUUUAUUUAUAUCAGUAUGUACUGCUCUUCUGGGAGAAGGUUUGACAUGGCUCAUGGUUUAUAGAACUGAAAAGUACCAGAAACUAAAGGCUGAAGUUGAAAGGCAGAGCAAAAGAUUGGAAAAGAGGAAGGAAGCUCAUGGAGAUUCCCUGGACAAACAGCAUAAAAAGAAGAUUGAGCGGGAGGAAGAGAAACUGAAGAACAAUAAUCGUGAUCUGUCACUUGUGAAGAUGAAAUCAAUGUUUGCCAUAGGCUUUGCAUUUACAGCCUUGUUGAGCAUGUUCAAUAGCAUAUUUGAUGGGAGAGUAGUUGCAAGAUUGCCAUUUCUCCCAAUCUCUUGGAUUCAAGGGCUCUCACACCGAAAUCUACCUGGAGAUGACUACACGGAGUGUUCUUUCAUCUUUCUCUACAUUCUUUGCACGAUGUCUAUUCGUCAGAACAUUCAGAAAAUGCUGGGCUUUGCUCCAUCAAGAACUGCAAGCAAACAGAGUGGCAGUAUAUUUGGUCCCCCACCUCAACAAUUUAAAUGACAUUUGCCCUUCAAAGUAAUGUUAUACCCUUCCUGCAUUGUUUUGACUUCUGUGUAUGCAGUAGAAAUAUUGACACUUAUGCAGAGUGUUUUCUUCAAAUUGAAAAUUGUGUUGCCAGGAGAUAUUAAUUUAAGGUAAAAAGUGUAUCAUUGUUAAUUGUUAGGGGUUGUUUGUUGUGGGAUGUUUCUAUGUUAUAUUGCUACUUGGUCUGAGAAUGCAAUGUAAUGUAUAAAAAUGUUACAUUUUUCAACAUGCAUGCUCAUAGUAAAUGAACCAUGAAAGCUACAGUCAAUUUGUUCUUAAUAGGGAUUGUUAAACUUGUUACAUUAAAUUCUGUUGUGCUUUGUAAUGUCAAAUAUAAUCUGAACCACUUACCUUA
Molecule: messenger RNA, 1156 nt
Organism: Cryptotermes secundus
Lineage: Eukaryota; Metazoa; Arthropoda; Insecta; Blattodea; Kalotermitidae
Product: calcium load-activated calcium channel
Exons: 5
Coding region: 226-777 (183 amino acids)
Biological process (GO): endoplasmic reticulum calcium ion homeostasis
Cellular component (GO): endoplasmic reticulum membrane; endoplasmic reticulum; cytoplasm
Molecular function (GO): calcium channel activity
Source: RefSeq, a predicted model, not a curated record